AUGCCCGAUAUCGUAAAGAACGCCGGACCGGUCGAUGCCGGACAUCCGAAACCCCUUGCAGCAGAACGGUGGGCCGACGGAUAUCAUGUAUACAAAGCAAGUCAAACCGAAUGGCAGUGGCAGAUGAACGCCGUCGCUGUGCAGCAAGUAACGCCGACUCCAUGCUCGAAGUACUUCAAUCCCAAGCGAGUAUUUCACGUGGCUAGUGCGCUUCGUGUUGCAUAUGCAGGAACGGAAUCCCACAGGAACGUCCUGCGCGGUCAGAUCCAUGGACUGGCGUAA
This is a messenger RNA of Letharia lupina, 282 nucleotides long. RefSeq lists its product as uncharacterized. The coding region runs from base 1 to 282 and encodes 93 amino acids. The record is from RefSeq and is a predicted model, not a curated record. NCBI's taxonomy places the organism in Eukaryota, Fungi, Ascomycota, Lecanoromycetes, Lecanorales, Parmeliaceae. The transcript has 2 exons.